AUGCCUUCAGCCGUGGGCGAGCAGGCUGUACCCAGCGUCCCCAGCGUCCCCAGCGUCCCCAGCGCCCCCAGCGCCCCUAGCUCUGCAGCUACAGGCAGAACUACCCAGCAUUCCGAGGUUGCAAAGGCGGCUAUGGUGAACCGCAUCAUGGCGGCAGCAACUCUCGAAGACAUAACCAACUCCGUCCUUCCACAACCUCUACACAACCCAACCAACUUUCUCGCCCCUUCCACUGCACACACCUCAGCUUUGGGUCGAGCCCUUCAGUCUCUCAAUAUGAGUAGCCCUACUUCACAAGAUGGAUCCGCCUCGCCCUCAAUCAAUACCCCCACGGGCAGCAGCCCCUCCACGGCUCCUGGCAGCCCGCGACUACCACCAGUCCGGCAAAACUCCGGCAGUGUGACUCCUAGAAUUAGAGCUCCCGCCACCACCUUGAACAUUCCCGGUAUGACUCGAUCUCGAGUCUCCCCCGACGGCAAGAUCGCACAGAGAGAUGUGGGCGCCAAGUUGGUUCUUGUGAUGGUUGGCUUGCCAGCCAGAGGAAAGUCAUACAUCACGAAGAAGAUCCAGAGAUAUCUCUCCUGGCAACAACAUGAGUGUCGCAUCUUCAAUGUUGGCGCUCGACGACGAGUUGCUACCGGAAGCGGCCCUAUAUCAUCACCUCAAUCCCUUACGCAGUCGCCAAAGAAGAGUAGAUCAAACCUCACUCCAUCGAUCGCUGGAAUCGUCGACGCGCCAACAGAGGCUGCUCACGAAGCUGCCCAGAUUCUUCUCAACGGAGUCUAUAGUCCACUAAAAGAGGAGAACGACCUAGACAAACUGCCAAGCGCUGAUACGAUGGAGCAGUCCGCUGAGUUCUUCGACCCAAAGAAUCAGAAAGCCUCGCAGAUUCGUGAGCAGGUUGCUCUGUCAACUUUGAACGAGCUCCUCGACUUUCUUCUCCACGAGGGAGGAUCGGUCGGUAUCCUUGACGCUACAAACAGCACGGUCGAGCGCAGACAGAUCCUUUUCAACACGAUUAAGGAGCGCGAGCCCAAGUUAGGUAUUCUCUUCAUUGAAAGUGUCUGCGAGGACGAAAAGUUGCUAGAGGCCAACAUGCACCUGAAGCUGAAGGGUCCGGAUUACAAGGAUAAGGAUCCGGCAAGCUCGCUCGCCGACUUCAAGAAGCGUGUCGCUGCAUACGAGAGCGCCUAUGCUCCAUUGGGUAAGUUCGAAGAAGACAAUAAUAUGCAGUACAUCAAGAUGAUCGACGUCGGUCGCAAGGUUAUCCAUUACCGCCUCGAAGGCUUUCUCUCGAGCGGUAUCGCCUCCUACCUUGCGACAUUCAACCUAUCGCCGCGGCAAAUCUGGCUCACUCGCCAUGGUCAGUCGGAAGACAACGUCCUCGGCAAAAUUGGUGGAGACUCUAAUCUCACCGACGCUGGCCACGACUACGCCACUGUUCUCUACAAUUUUGUUUCGAGCAAGCGUGCAGAGUGGGAGGAAGACCAGAAGAAUAGAGCUACUGGGGCUCAAGACCACACGUUACUGCCUGGCAGCCAGAGCCCACCAUACCCGGACAUCUUGGGAGAUCUUGAUGAGAAGAACUUCUGCGUUUGGACUUCGAUGCUCCAGCGUAGCAUCCAGACUGCUGAGCACUUCCAAGACGAUGAGAACUACGACGUCAAGAACUGGGAGAUGCUCAAGGAGCUGGACGCCGGUACCUUUGAAGGCAUGACCUACGAGGAAAUCGCUACGAAGUUCCCAGAGGAAUAUGCCAAGCGUCGUGCCGAUAAGCUCAGCUAUAUCUACCCGGGUGUUGGUGGUGAGGGCUAUCUCCAGGUCAUCAGCCGACUCCGGGAUAUGGUUCGAGAAAUUGAGCGCAUCAAAGACCACGUUUUGAUCAUCGGUCACCGCUCCGUUUGCAGGGUCUUGAUGGCCUACUUCAUGGACCUUACCAGAAAUGAUAUCGCCGAUCUCGAUGUACCUAUCGGCAUGCUGUUCGCCAUUGAGCCAAAGCCAUAUGGCAUUGAAUUCCACGCCUACAAGUACAACGAGGACGGCUACACCUUCGAUGAGAUUCCCAAUUACAAACCUCAAAAGGCCAUUAGCGACACCAACUAA
Messenger RNA from Drepanopeziza brunnea f. sp. 'multigermtubi' MB_m1, 2103 nucleotides. RefSeq lists its product as uncharacterized. Lineage: Eukaryota; Fungi; Ascomycota; Leotiomycetes; Helotiales; Drepanopezizaceae. The record is from RefSeq and is a predicted model, not a curated record. Gene Ontology annotation, molecular function: 6-phosphofructo-2-kinase activity; ATP binding. Gene Ontology annotation, cellular component: cytosol. Gene Ontology annotation, biological process: fructose 2,6-bisphosphate metabolic process; fructose metabolic process.